AUGCCCACAAGCCCCUCUGGAACCAUCACCCUCCUAUCCCCACUUACACCUCCCUCUCUCGAGCGCACCUGGCUCACAGCCCCGCACCCACGCCUCCCCUUCGUCGCAACCUGCAGCGCCGACAAAACCGUGCGCAUCUACUCACUUCAGAAUUUCACCUUACUCUCAACGAUAUCAGGCGGGCACAAACGCAGCGUGCGCAGCUGUGCAUGGAAACCGCUCGUAAAAGGCGAAAGCGUGUUGGCGACGGCGAGUUUUGACGCGACAGUCGGGUUAUGGAGGAGGUGGGAUGGAUACGGGCACGGGGCCGAUGACGGCGAUCGCCUCGCUACAAGCAGUGGGCCUGGUGGCAAUGACGGUGGCGACGGCGGCGACGACGAUGGGGACUCCUACUCGAACAACGAGGAAGAAGACGACGAGGAGUGGCGCUUCGCUGUCCUGCUGGACGGGCACGACAGUGAGGUAAAAUCCCUUUCGUGGUCCCCGGCCGGCACCUUGCUGGCAACCUGCUCGCGCGACAAGUCCAUCUGGAUCUGGGAGGAUUUGGACGAUGGCGAUAACAACUUUGAAACGGUCGCGGUUAUGCAGGAGCAUACUGGCGAUGUGAAGUGGGUGAGCUGGCAUCCAACUGAAGAGUGUUUGGUGAGCGCGAGUUACGAUGAUACGAUACGAUUGUGGAGGGAGGAUAUCGAUGAUUGGGGUCAGGUGGCAUGUCUAAAAGGCCAUGGAGGUACGGUGUGGUGCGUUGAAUGGGAGUCUGGCGAGGUGGAGCGUACUGUGCCUGUUACCAUGAGUGGCUCUGGUGAUGGGACUGGUGCAGAAGAGACGCUCCGGAAGGAAUGGAUUGAACAGCGUACACUUUCCGGUCCCCGGUUGGUUUCCUGCUCCGACGACCGCACGAUUCGCAUAUGGGCUAAACAAGCUCGCCAUCCUGCAACCGCCAAAUCCGGCCCUGCAUCGAUACCCAGCAUUAUCCGCCCAGCCGAUAUUGACGAAAAGUGGCUUGAGCAGUCCCAAUUACCACGCCGGCACGAUCUGUCCAUUUACUCCGUUGCAUGGAGUAAACGGACCGGGCUGAUCGCGUCGACAGGCGCGGAUGGGAGGAUUGUAGUAUACCAGGAGCGAUUUGUUGAAGCACAGGGGCCAGAAGAGGCUUCUCCAACUACGAACGCAAAUGGCAAUAUGAACUUGGAUACGAAUGCUCCCUCAGAACCGGCAGAUGUAGGUAGUAUCGAGAAGAAUGGUGAUAAUGCACGGGCAGAAGAACAAGCGCGGACGCGACCAGGGCCCACGGCUACCCCUCAAACAGAAUGGCACGUCCUCGCUAUGAUCGAUGCUGCGCACGGCAUCUACGAGGUUAAUCAUGUGUGCUGGGCACUGCGGGCUGAUAAAGGGCGUAAGGAGGGAGAAGAGGAGGAGGUCCUGAUAAGUACGGGUGAUGGUGGAGAUGUGAAGGUUUGGAGGCUGGAGAGAUGA
Molecule: messenger RNA, 1476 nt
Organism: Histoplasma mississippiense
Lineage: Eukaryota; Fungi; Ascomycota; Eurotiomycetes; Onygenales; Ajellomycetaceae
Exons: 1
Coding region: 1-1476 (491 amino acids)
Biological process (GO): iron-sulfur cluster assembly
Cellular component (GO): cytosolic [4Fe-4S] assembly targeting complex
Molecular function (GO): protein binding
Source: RefSeq, a predicted model, not a curated record